Triplophysa dalaica is the source of this 2503-nucleotide messenger RNA. It is a transcript of the gene nup88, whose product is annotated as nucleoporin 88. The transcript is spliced from 17 exons. Gene Ontology annotation, cellular component: nuclear pore. Gene Ontology annotation, biological process: protein import into nucleus; mRNA export from nucleus; ribosomal small subunit export from nucleus. Lineage: Eukaryota; Metazoa; Chordata; Actinopteri; Cypriniformes; Nemacheilidae. The record is from RefSeq and is a predicted model, not a curated record. Gene Ontology annotation, molecular function: structural constituent of nuclear pore. The coding region runs from base 2 to 2158 and encodes 718 amino acids.
CAUGGCGUCGCCUGCGGGAGAGCGAUGGAGAGACGCGCUUAAAAAGCAUGAUAUCUUCAAGGGAUUACAAGAGAGGCUUUAUUUAGAGCCUCAAGGCACUAGCAAAAGAAUAGACAAGAAUCUUUCGUUCUGUCUGAAUAGUGAUCUGUUUAUUUGGGAUAGUGUUAAGAGUGUGUUUUACACCACAAACCUGCGACAUCUGAACACCGAGUUAGAUAUAAAUACGUCCAGAUAUCAGACUCUGCUUUGCAUCAAUCCGCCGUUGUUUGAAGUGUGUCAGGUGUUGAUCAGUCCCACGCAGUAUCAUGUGGCUCUCAUUGGCCAGCGUGGAGCGACUGUACUGGAGUUGCCACAGCGCUGGGGCAAAAAGUCAGAGUUUGAGGGGGGACGCUUGGAGAUCAACUGCAAGACAAUUCCUGUGGCUGAAAGGUUCUUUACCAGUGCCGCCUCUGUGACGCUCCGACAGGCCGCUUGGUAUCCCAGUGAAACUGAGGAGCCUCAUCUAGUUUUGCUGACCUCAGACAACACAGUCAGGUUUUAUAAUCUUAGGGAGCCACAGUCCCCUGCAAAAGUUUUGCAUGUUUCUCAGUUAGAUGAGGACAGCAGUAUCCAUACAAGAGGGCGUUCUUAUGCAGCAUCUCUGGGUGAAACUGCUGUAGCAUUUGACUUUGGACCGCUGGCUGAUUCUCCACGUCAUCUGCACAUGAAGCAAGACCUGUUGGUUUACCCACUCUACAUUUUGUACGGAAAUGGAGAGACGUAUCUAAGCUAUAUCUCUCUCACACACGGUAAUCUGGGGAAGCCGCUGGGCCCUUUAUCCAUGUACCCAGUGGCAGAAGAUAACUACGGCUAUUACGCGUGUGCUGUUCUCUGCCUGCCCUGUGUGCCAAACAUCCUGGUUAUUGCCACUGAAACAGGAACGCUGUACCACUGUGUGGUGCUGGAAGCUGAGGAUGAUGAGGAGGGCCGUGCUGUAGAGAGGUGGUCCAGAGGCUCAGAAACAGUCCCAUCCCUCUAUGUGUUUGAGUGUGUGGAGCUGGAGCUGACGCUCAAACUGGCCGCUGCUGGGGAGGAAGAGGAGGAGCCGCCAGAGUCAGACUUCACCUGUCCAAUCAGAUUGCACCGAGAUCCUCUGUGCCAGCACAGGUACCACUGCACCCAUGAAGCCGGCGUGCACAGUGUUGGACUCACCUGGUUCAAAAAACUGCAGAUGUUUCUAGAGUCUGACGAGGAGGAUAAAGACAGUCUGCAGGAGCUGGCAGCAGAACAGCGCUGCAUAGUGGAGAAUAUCCUGUGCACUAAACCUCUCGCUUACAGUUCACCGGCUCCUAUCCGUGGGUUUUGGAUCGUGUCGGAUCUGUCCCUAGGGGCCACCAUGAUGUGUGUCAUGAAUAACUACGAGUGUCUUUUACUCCCUCUGCUAAGUUCUAUUCGUCCCCCCUCUCCUCCUUUGCUGUGUUCUCAUCCGGGGGUGGGGUCAGGCAGCUCUCCUCUACGUGGAUUGGCCGAAGACUCCUUUGAGCAGCAUAUUCGCAACAUCUUGGCGCGUAAUUCAACCAACCCUUUAGUGCUGAGAGCUGGGGAUAAGGACUCUUCACCCCCUCCUCCAGAGUGUCUGCAGCUGUUGAGCAGAGCCACACAAGUGUUCAGAGAGGAAUACAUCCUAAAACUGGGCCUGGCACAUGAGGAGGUGCAGAGAAGGGUGAAGCUCUUGAACGGACAGAAGAAGAAACAGUUGGAUGAUCUGGCUCUUUAUAGCGAGGAGAGGAAAAGUCUGCGGGAGACUGCAGAGCGACUUGCAGACAAAUGCGAAGAUGCCAAGUACCGCCAGGAAGCUAUAAUGAACAGAGUAAAACAGGUUUUAGGAAGUCUGCGCAGUCAACUUCCUGUGCUGUCAGACAGCGAGAAGGACAUGAGGAAGGAACUCCAAACCAUUCACGAUCAAAUCCGUCACCUAGACAACGGAAUUAAACAGGUCAACAUGAAAAUGGAAUACCAGAACAAGCAGAUGAGCACCGGAGCUUCUCCUGCUCGCUCCAACCUCACACUCAACGCCCACCAGAGAAAGUGUGUCCAGGGGAUUCUCAAAGAUCAGGGAGAACACAUCGCUGGCAUGAUGAAGCAGAUCAAGGACAUCAAAAAUCAUUUUAGUUUCUGAACACCAGCGAUUAGCUAAGGCCAAACUAAUUAGACUUUCAUUUAAUCAAAUUCAAGAAAGCUACUUUAGUCAUGUCAUAUCUCCAUAGACUUGGGUAUCUUUAUGGCCCCUGUUUAGAAAUAUUUUAUUCCGUAAGACCAUAACCGGUCGGUUUCAAAAGGUCUUCAAGAGAUUAGCCAACAUUUUUGUAUAAACUAUUUUUAAGUGCUGUGUGCACAUCUCAUGGACAAUAAAGUGUUUUGUACAUUAUGAAUAUUUCCUGCAUGUUUUUCUUUAAGAAUUUAUCAGUUUGUGAAGUGUCAGGCAUCCAUGUAAUUUCCUGAAUAAACACAAUGGCUUAUCUGA